AAUUCAAAAGUUUAUCGAUAAUUUAAAUAGAAAGAGAGAAAAUUUUAGUGAAAUUUCAAGUCGGUGGGUUUAAAAAUCUAAGUCAACGAACUUACCCGAAAGCUUGAAGGAUUCCGAUCAAUUCGAAAAGAAAAUACAGAAUUUGAUAAUGGAGACUGUGACAAACCCAAGAAAUAAUUCCCAAAAAAUUUAAUUGUUUGAUCAAUUAUCCGUUUCCUAGAUAUAGUUAACCAAAAGAAAAAAUGCAGAUUGGAGAGAGUUCUUCAGGACAGGCAGAUCAUAGGCUUGCUUUGAUACAUGAGAUGAGCUCUCAUAAUUUUGAUCUCAUACGUUUUGCUUCUUAUAGGACUGCUGUCAAAUUGAGAUUUAUCCAAAAAAAAGUGUGCUUACAUGCAGUUGAUAUUUGGAAUAUCAUAGAAGCUUUUCGUGAACAAGGAUUACAUGCUUUAGAACCUUCUCAUGAAUUGAGUGUUGCAAGAUUAGAAACACUUUUAUGUUCAUUAUAUCACAGCCUAAAUAAAAGAGCUCCCCCUACACAACAAGCUAAUGUUGAAAUUUGCUCUAGUUUACUUCUCAAUUGGUUACUGGCAGCAUAUGCUACAGUUGAUAAUGUGGGAAAAAUCAGAGUUUUCUCCAUUAAAGUAGCAUUAGCAACCCUAUGUGCUGGAAAACUCAUGGAUAAAUUGAGAUAUAUAUUUUCACAAAUAUCUGACAGCAAUGGUUUGUUACUUCAGUGGAGGUUUAACGAAUAUCUUCAAGAAGUUCUUGCAUUGCCUGCUGCUGUUUAUGAAUCUCCUACCUUCAAUUAUACAGAUUCACUUGCUUCCACUAUAUUUAUGAUUAAUGCAAAAGUUACUGUUAAUGAUUUUUUGGAUACCAUGAUGUCUGAUCCAGGACCUCCUGUUUUACUUUGGUUACCGCUUCUUCAUAGGAUCGCUAGUGUGGAGAAUGUUGUUCAUUCAAUACAAUGUGAUUCUUGCCUUAAGGAAAGAUUCAAUGGAUUCCGUUAUCGUUGUUUAAAAUGUCCACAUUACACCUUAUGUCAGGAUUGCUUCUGGAGAGGAAGAGUUUCCAAUCCUCAUACCUUAGAUCAUCAGGUCAAAGAAUAUGCUUCCUUUUCACCAAAUAAAACUCUCGGACAGUCUUUGAGAAAAUCAUUCAGAUGUGUUCCAGAGAAGUCCAAAAAUCAUUUACCCAAAUUUCCAGAACACCCAGAAAAAACUCUUAAUCUAUCACAUAUUGUACCCCCUUCUCCUGUUCCAUCACAUAACGGAUUUCCUGAUAGCAAUUCAUGUAACCCAUUCGAUGGAAUGGGAAGUCUAGACAGCAGAUCUUCCACAACUAGGAGUUUGGACAGUGCUCGGGAUGAUGAACAUAGAUUGAUUGCUCGUUAUGCUGCCAAACUAGCUCAAGAAGCUGGCCAAGGAAUGCCCAGAACUGGUAUAAGAAGAAGUUCUCUGUCACCAGAUAUAGGUCGAGUAUCCUCCGAAGCUUGUCUUGGAAUGGAUUCGACAAGAGCUCAACGGGAACUUAUAGGACAAUUAGAAGCAAAGAAUAGGGAAAUAAUGAGAGAAAUUGCUAGACUUAGGAGGCAACAAGAACUUGAAGGAAGCGGACAUGGACCUGACAAUCCUCUUCUCAUGAAUGAAUUAAGAGCGUUGCGGAUGAGGAAAGACGAAUUGGAGACACAUUUGAGUUCAUUGCAAGAUUCAAGAAGGCAGUUAAUGAUCCAAUUGGAAGGCCUUAUGAAAAUGUUGAAGGUAGCCGAAAAAUCUUCGGAGAAUCAUCAAGCUUCCCCAAGAAGCACGCCAAAUUCUUCACCACGAAGUACAAAAUCUCCUCCUCUGCCAUCGGCUACUACUCCAGGGCAGGCUAAUCCUCGCAGUGCUCCACAAACACCUUCUGGAAUACCUUCGUCUAGUACAUCGAUGCCCAAUUCAACAACACCUUUGGCGGAUAGUUUAUCUAAUAUGAGCCAUUCUCUAGUUGAAUUUGGCCACAAUCAAGUGCAUGUUCAAUCCAAAGAUGUUAUGUCAAAUAUUCAGCAAGAAAGAGCAGAAAGGGGUAUGCACAAUUUGAAUAGCGAGUCUUUGAUUGGGGUUGGCGGUGAUGUUAGAGAUGUUAGAAAUGCCUUUGGUGGGAACAUUAAUAUGGCUGUGAGCAAUGGCAAUGGAAAUAGAGAUCCAAUGGGUAGAUCGUUAAGAAAUGAUCUUUUAGUCGCAGCUGAUUCUGUAACGAAUGCUAUGUCAACACUGGUUAGAGAGCUUAAUUCAGAUUUUGAGGAUGACGGCGAAGAUGAAAGUGAUAGUGGUUGGCAAGAGGAACUUCAAAGACGUUACGAACAAGAUGCGAAUUUCAUAGCAGAAUUGAGGGCGAGACAAGCAAAUUCACCUGGGAGCAAUCCACAUGAAAGUUUUUCACAUAAUAGUUAUCAGUACCAACAACAUCCCUUGAGCCAACACUAUGGUUCCCAGCAAAAUAUGUUCUCGGCAGUUCAGCAAAAUCAUUCUGGUAACGGAUCACAAAACUAUAAUUCUGAAGAAUAUGGAGCAUAUAAUAGAACAAAUUGUAAUCAAAGGGCUUUUGGACAACAGCCUAUGAAGUCCAAACAAUUUCCACAAGAACAUGAAAAUGGACAAAAUUUUCCAAUUAUGAAAGAACAAAAUCAGGACAAGAUACAGUUCGAGGAAGCAUUAAAGCAAUGGGUUAAUAGAUAAGAUAUUAAUCAAACUAUGGAAACUCAAUAGCAUUAUUAGUUUCAUGUGGUAAAAAAGCAGCCCAAGUUAUCUAGUUGUUGAUUUAUAUUCCUAAGUGAGCAUUAUAGUGUUAUCGACAUCACAUCACUACCAUUUGUUUCAGACAAUACCCCACGAACAUUUCAAUUACUUUGUUGAAGUUAAAAUUGAAAUGAUGUUAAUUGCAGAAAUAAUUGCUAUCCAAGUACUGUUUUCUCAUUCGAAUUGAAUAAAAAUAAAUCAUCAAGAAUUGUGCAUCGUGAUUCCAAACUUUCAGGUUUGGGUGAACAUUUCUUUUUAGACUAAUAUAAAAAAUAUCUCUUAGAAUAUAAUAUGAUUUGAAAAGUGACAGUGAAACAUGUUUCCUUUUCAUUGAAAUAUUCAUCAUUUGUAAAUUUCACGAACUAUUCAUUUCAUUCAAAAUUAUGUCAGUUAUUUUGUUCAAAUUGAGAACAUAGAUCUAUUUCUCACUAGAGAGUGGUAUAGGUAUUAACAUAGGUCCGAGAAAUGUACCUAAGGUCUAUU
Molecule: messenger RNA, 3260 nt
Organism: Harmonia axyridis
Lineage: Eukaryota; Metazoa; Arthropoda; Insecta; Coleoptera; Coccinellidae
Product: dystrobrevin beta
Exons: 20
Coding region: 243-2717 (824 amino acids)
Biological process (GO): synaptic signaling
Cellular component (GO): plasma membrane; synapse
Molecular function (GO): zinc ion binding
Source: RefSeq, a predicted model, not a curated record